Messenger RNA from Camelina sativa (false flax), 1196 nucleotides. RefSeq names its product ADP-ribosylation factor-like protein 8b. The record is from RefSeq and is a predicted model, not a curated record. Gene Ontology annotation, molecular function: GTP binding; GTPase activity. Lineage: Eukaryota; Viridiplantae; Streptophyta; Magnoliopsida; Brassicales; Brassicaceae. Gene Ontology annotation, biological process: protein transport.
CAAAUCUAGACCGUUAAACCCCACGACGUUGAAGGACCCACAAAACUUGUUUGACGGUUCAGAUUCACUGUAACUUUUUAAUUCGCCGGCUCUAUCUCUCUUGCCGUGUUUUCGAUUUUUUUUUUUUGACAGGAAGAAGAAACUCACAAAAAGGAAAAAUAUAUCUUGGAAUGAGAUAAAUAAAUAUCCGCAGCGAAGAGCGGAAGAAGGAAGCUUUUCCCUUUUUUAGCCCUCCCCCAUUACAUUAAGAGAUCCGUGGCGGAGAAUUUCUAGCAGACCGAUCUCUGUUUCUUACGAAUCUCUCUCUCUUGUCUUUGUCGGAAACUCGACUUCUCUCUGAUAAAUCUUAUAAAAAUAUGGGUUUGUGGGAUGCUCUUCUCAAUUGGCUUCGCAGCCUUUUCUUCAAGCAAGAAAUGGAGCUUUCAUUGAUAGGAUUGCAAAAUGCAGGAAAGACAUCACUUGUAAACGUUGUUGCAACUGGUGGAUACAGUGAAGACAUGAUCCCUACGGUCGGAUUCAACAUGAGGAAAGUGACAAAAGGAAGUGUCACAAUUAAGCUUUGGGAUCUUGGUGGUCAACCUAGGUUCCGCAGCAUGUGGGAACGCUACUGUCGUUCUGUUUCUGCCAUUGUGUAUGUAGUUGAUGCUGCUGAUCCUGACAACCUUAGUGUCUCCAAAAGUGAACUCCAUGAUUUGUUGAGCAAGACGUCGCUUAGUGGUAUCCCUCUUCUAGUCCUUGGGAAUAAAAUCGACAAGCCUGGAGCUUUAUCCAAAGAAGCCUUAACCGAGGAAAUGGGACUCAAGUCACUCACAGAUAGAGAAGUCUGUUGCUUCAUGAUAUCUUGCAAGAACUCCACCAACAUUGAUCAAGUCAUUGAUUGGCUUGUAAAACACUCCAAAUCAGCAAGCUAAACUUUGCUACAAAAGAAGAGAAGUCAACUCUCUAGAGUUAUUGAUCUUUCUCAGCCUUCUUGUGUGUUGCUCCUUUGAUGAUGAUGAUGGUGGAAGAAGACAGUUGUUUCUUUUUUUCUUCAUCCUGUGAAAUACAAGAUUUGUCUUUCUUUUUUUUCUUCUGAUUCUUUAUCCUCUUUCAUCUGUGUCUGCUGCUGUUGUCUGUAUAUUAGAUUUGAUUGGUUCUCUCAGGGUCAGUUUUUUACAAUUUACGAGUUCAUUGCAUGUUUUGAAAGAAGACAAACA